Anolis sagrei ordinatus is the source of this 516-nucleotide messenger RNA. RefSeq names its product vesicle associated membrane protein 8 (gene VAMP8). The record is from RefSeq and is a predicted model, not a curated record. Gene Ontology annotation, molecular function: SNAP receptor activity; syntaxin binding. Gene Ontology annotation, biological process: mucus secretion; vesicle-mediated transport; vesicle fusion. Lineage: Eukaryota; Metazoa; Chordata; Lepidosauria; Squamata; Anolidae. Gene Ontology annotation, cellular component: plasma membrane; mucin granule; SNARE complex.
AGGAGGAGGAGGAGGAAGGCGUUUAGGGGAGGGGCUGCCCAGCGGAGGAGGAAGAGGAAACAAGAAAGAGAGGAAGGAAGGAAGAGAGGAAGGAAGAAGAGGCAGAGGAAGGCGCUUCGGGAAGAGGAGACCCCUGAGCCACCAUGGAGGGAGGCACUGGAGGCGGCCAAUCCAUGGGCAACGACCGGGUGAAGAACCUCCAGAGCGAGGUGGAAGGAGUCAAGAACAUCAUGACGCAGAAUGUGGAGCGGAUGUUGGCCAGAGGGGAGAACCUGGACCACCUGCGCAACAAGACGGAGGACCUGGAAGCCACGUCCGAACACUUCAAAACCACCUCGCAGAAAGUGGCCCGCAAGUACUGGUGGAAGAACGUCAAGAUGAUCGCCAUCAUCUGCGUCAUCGUGGCCAUCAUCCUCAUCCUCAUCAUCCUCUUUGCCACUGGCGUCAUCCCCACCUAAGCCUCCACCGGACCUCCAGUGACCACUCCGUUGUGCCUUUGUCCACUCCGACGAUGAU